AUGAAGGCAACGAAAACUCCGAUCCACGCGGUCUGGUCAUGGGUCAGGAGGCAGCCGCCAAAGGUGAAAGCUUUCCUUGCGGUCGUGUCGGGCAUGGCGGCUCUUGUUCUUCUCAGAUUCAUCGUACACGAUCACGACAAUCUCUUCGUUGCCGCCGAAGCUGUUCAUUCAAUCGGAAUCUCUGUUCUUAUCUAUAAACUCAUGAAGGAAAAGACCUGUGCUGGAUUGUCAUUGAAAUCGCAGGAGCUUACGGCGAUAUUUCUAGCUGUGAGGCUGUACUGUAGCUUGGUUAUGGAAUACGACAUACACACCAUUCUGGACUUGGCUACUUUGGCUGCAACUCUCUGGGUUAUCUUUAUGAUCCGUUUUAAUUUAAGGACUAGUUACAUGGAGGACAAAGACAACUUUGCUCUCUAUUAUGUGCUCGUGCCUUGUGCUGUGUUAGCUGUAUUGAUUCAUCCAUCAACUUCACACAAUAUAUUCAAUAGAAUAUCCUGGGCAUUCUGUGUUUACCUCGAAGCUGUUUCAGUACUGCCACAGUUGAGAGUGAUGCAGAACACAAAGAUUGUCGAACCUUUCACGGCUCAUUAUGUUUUUGCACUUGGAGUAGCGAGAUUCCUUAGCUGUGCACACUGGGUCUUACAGGUUGUAGACACUCGCGGACGCCUGCUUGUAGCACUGGGUUACGGACUAUGGCCAUCAAUGGUUCUAAUCUCUGAAAUUGUCCAAACAUUCAUCUUGGCAGAUUUCUGCUACUACUACGUUAAAAGUGUUUUCGGAGGUCAGCUUGUUCUCCGACUUCCAUCUGGAGUUGUGUAA
This is a messenger RNA of Arabis nemorensis, 819 nucleotides long. The record is from the annotation of a GenBank genome assembly. Lineage: Eukaryota; Viridiplantae; Streptophyta; Magnoliopsida; Brassicales; Brassicaceae.